CGGACGUCUUUUAUGACAAUUUCUUUAAAAAGCCCCCGAUAAUAGCUGCACUUUUAAAAGAAAAAAGCGGUCAUAAACUACCGACCAGGGCCCGGUUGCAUAAACCUACACUUAAGUGCCCACUUAAGUAGGUCACUUACGAAUCCGUUAUGGGUACACUUACGUGUGCUGCAUGAAACGCCCUUAGCACUCUCGUAAGUUUCUGUUUUACGUGGUAACUUACGGGCUCACUUAAAGGCACACGUAACUUUGAUGUAGUACUUCAUUAAUGACUCUUUUUUUUUUUAAGCUAGCCAUCGGUGAGUGUAAAGAAAGUUUUAAGUCGUUUCGAACACUUUUAAGCCUCUCAAAAAAAUGAAAUUUGCAUGCAGACGUUAUUUUUCUUCCAUAUCUACUGAAAAUGAUAGUUCUUCUUCUUUUUCCACAACGUCGGCUUUAAAGUGUACAUCAGAGGUUACAAAGCGCAUUAGAGCGAAUAACGUGAAGAAAAAUACUUUUUUUCACUUCUCAGUAAAAGAUCUCCUCAAGUUUAGUAAAAACAGUAACGAUACGGGACCUACAUAGGUCCCGUAAAUUUACGUGCUAUUUUUCCCAAAGAAAGGUUUUAUGCAACACCUGCAAUUUCUGUUGCAUAAACGACACUUAAGUGAACACUUCCAAAAAUCGUAAGUGCAACCACUUAAGUGAAUUCCCUAAGUGGACCACUUAAGUAAUUUAAUGCAACUGACUUAAGUUACGAGUCCACGUACGCGUACCCGUAGUUGUUACGGGCGUUUUAUGCAACCGGGCCCAGAAGAACAACCACUCUUUAUUAAGUGGGGAAAGCCUCUGUAUUUCGCUGCCCACAGAAACGUAAGCAGUACCGAAGAACUAUAAGGUAAGUAUACCCGACUCUCAGGAAGCAAUUCUGAAAGCAAAACGCGUUGCAUUUUCUGAUUAUACUGCGGCCUUUGUCCUUAAGCUUUAUUGUUUGAUGUGGCGAAUUUCUAUACAGUGAUAGUGUCUUUUUAGCGUCUUUAAAUUGGUAAUGUAAAGUAGGCUGAUAAUUGGAAGGUUGGAUUCCCUGGAAAUGAAUCAAAGACUCGUUGACGCAGUGCACAAACUGCAAAUUCCUCUAACUAGGUUACCCUCAACAGACCUAAGCCAACUGUGGCCAGUAAGACAGAAAUUAAGCCAGCUAAAUCGGCUCAAAAUAUGUCAUUUUCUCACACAAAUUACAAGAGUGAACAAAUUUACACCGUUACCUACAACUAUAUUUUUCAUGAAAACGUUAGUAAUGUAAAUCAUUUCUCAGUUGGGCGUCAUUUUAACCUGACAAGACUAUUUUGGGUCAAAGCUAAUAAAUUAUUAAUUCUUUUCCAUUUUGCAACUGUUAUGUUGCAGCAGGAACGGUGUUGGGUUUCAAAAAAAUGGGGAUAAUUUCAUCCCUUUUUUUAAAUCAGUUUUACCAAGACUUAACAAUGCCAAAUGCCGCAUCUACAUUUUCAAACAUAUCAAACCAAGGAAAUUAGCCUAUAAAAAUAGGUGAAUCUGAUUAAGCAGACUAAUGAAUUUCCAAACAACACUAUAUAGUCCGUAUGUUUCUUUGAAAUGGAGCACCGCAGACAUAUUCUUGAAGAAUCAGGAAAACCACGACGCAGAUGUCGACAAAUUAACAGAAUCUAUUUAAACCAGAAAUAAAUGCAAAAAUAAAUUCGAAUGCCUAGCUUGUAUGCUGAUAUGCUAUUUAUACAAGAACGCAAACCAUCACUUAACGUGGAAUCGGACUCGACUCGUGUUAAUCUUUUCCAUUAAGAAAUCUACAUAAUAAUGAACCAUGUUCAAAUGCAAUCUAAUUUACUUAAACUUCGACCCUUAAACAACUUUGAAACUUAACAUUUCUUAUUCUCGAUAAUGAUGUUAGAAAUUAUCGAAAAGUCGAGUAACGUUUUUAAGCAUAAAUUUUCUUUUUAAAUGCCUCAACAAGCAACUGACUAACAAGAAUGUCACCUGAAUACGGUAGCAUGAGUUUAUAUGUCACUUAAAGUUAUUAGAAUAAUAAAUUUUCUUAAUAAGCGACAGGUGUAUAUGAAAUUAUAAGUUACACCCCGUGCACCACAGACUGCAGACAAACUGGGAAUCUGAGCCUUAAAGGGGAGGAAAUAAAUGGGUUACGGAAUCGAAAUUUUAAGACAUUAAAUGCCAAAUGCGAAAAUACUGUGAGUGAUAUAGAAUUAUGGACUGCAAUAAUUACUAAAAAAGACUCAAAUGUUUUUUGUUAUUCUUUUUCCUCUCUUAUUCUUUUAAUUUUUUUGCAUAACACAGUAAUUUUUUUUGUCGUAUUGGGAGUUUUUGUGCUUGACUAACACUUUUUUUAAUUGGCAGUAGUAUACAGUUUUAAGGUGGCUCGGACCUAUUUAUAUGCCCAUUGGUUAUGUUUUUGAAUCGCUUUUUUCGGCAGGAAUGAUUUAACCGAUUUCUAUGAUUUUUGGCAUCCUUAAUAAAAAAUGGUGCAACUUUAGGAAAAUGUUUUUUUUUUAUUUUCUUGUAGGUAUAAAAACGCUUGAGAUAUCGGCAUAUGUUUAAAACCGUAUUUUUGCAAAAAAAGUCAAUAACUUCGAAACACUACCUAACGACAGAUUUUUCUCUAACUUCAGCAAAUAAUUCAGAGCUCUCUACUUUUAUACCUGUAAGUUUGAAGUCAAUCGUGACCGUAGAACUCACUGAACAAAAUGCUGGUCAACUGAAAUUUGACCUCAAAAUGCAACGCUAACAAAUUUAUUUUGUGAAAGUUGACGAACAAAAAAGAGAAAAGUACAGAAGGAUUAUCUCCUAUCUGCAAGGAUAUUCUUGCCCAAAGUUUUAUUGCAAGAAACCGAGUAAUCAGAAACCUACGGCGAAUACAGUUCGCAAUACAAGAAGAACUACUUUAUGCUGAAUGCGGCGCAAGAUUAAAGAACUUCUAUUUAUCAAAAGUUAGUGUGUUUUUGCAGUUCUCUUUUCGAAAAAAAUCUUAACAAAGCAAAAUAUAGCAUUUGCAGAAAUCACCAACCAGUUUUUAGCACCGAAAGGUUCCCGUCUUGAGAAGAAAUAAAGCCACCAACUUUAGUACUUCAACCAAUCCAUUUUCAGCUGCAACGAAAACCCUUGUAAUUGGUAAUUUAUUCAAGCUUGAAUGUUAGAUUUGCCAUCACAUUCGCACGGGCAGUUUGCCAUUUUUCAUAUUUUUCUUCAUUUUCAUCCCCAAGUGGCAAAUUUCCCGUGCGAAUGUGAUGACAAGUUUAAAAGCUUAAAGUGAAUAAAUUACCAAGUACAAGGGCUUCCAGUACAGCUGAAAAUGGAUGUUUAGAAGUACUCAGGAGUUGGUGGUUUUAUUUCUCCUCGAAACGGAAACCUGCGACGCUAAAAACUGUUGACAGUUUUUCGUAGAUGCUAUAUUUUGCUUUGUUAAGAUUGGUUUCGAAAAGAGAGGGACCAAAACAAAGUAAGUUUGAUGAAUGGAAAUUCAGUCUAUAAUCUUGCGGGCAGUUAGCAUAAAGUUGUCCCUCUUGAGAUGUGACCUGUAUUCGUCGUAGGUUUCUGAUGACUCAGUUUCUUGCAGUAAAGCUUUGGCCAAGAAUACCAUUGUAGAAAGGAGAUAGUCCGUCGGCACUCGUCCUCUAUUUGUGCGUCAACUUUCACAAAUGUUUUAGCGCUGCAUUUCAAGGUUAAAUUUGACCAGCAUUUUGUGCAGUGAGAUCUACGGUCACGAUUGACUUCAAACUUGCAGAUAUAAAACUGAAGAGCUCUGAGGCUUAUUUGCUAAAAUUAGAGAAAAAUCUGUCGUAGAGUUUCCAAGUUAUUCAUGGCAUUUUUUGUAAAAAUGCGGUCUAAAACAUUGCCGAUAUAUCAAACGUUUUUUUCACCUACAGAAAAAUAAAUGACAUUUUCUUAAAGUUGCAUUAUUCUUUAUUAAGGAUGCAGAAAAUCAUAGAAAUCGGUUAAAUCGCUCUUGCCAAAAAACGCGAUUUAAAAACAUAACCAACGCGCAUAAAAGUAGGCUCAGGCCGGGACUAAACAUGUCAAACAACUGGCGUUAGCAUGGCCCGCUUACUUAACUUAAUUGGCCCCAUCAUUUAAAAUCUCCUUAUGCUGGCCAACUUUCUUUAUCAUUCAAGUGAUAAACUAACUCUUUGCACCAACUUCUAUCGUUUGUAGGAUUUUGAAAAGUAAGUGACAUCCUUUUUCCAGAAUCAAGUGGGGAUUCAUUGUCCAUCUGAAUGGCAAUGAGGUACCUCGUCCACAUCAAAUUACUUUUUCUGUUAAGCCAUGUAUUCAACAGGGUGAUUUCAGAACAUUGCAUAAAAGGUGAGGAAUCCAUUUAUGGCUGGAAGUUACAAGGAUACAUUUACAAGACUAUGAUGGCAAACUUCGGAUAUGAGUGCGUACUUACCUGUCGUCAAGACAAAAGAUGUCAGAGUUUCAACUGGGUGAUCUCUCUUGACAUGUGUGAGUUCAGUAACAGAACCAAAGAAGCCAGACCUGAGGACUUUGUACCAGACCCAGACAGAUAUUAUUAUAGAAGAGACGUGAAUAGAGGUAAAAUGAACUAACAGGCUGGUAAUUAUAGAAUUAUGUUUUAAAGAGUUACUGUACCUCUUCUCGGACUAUGUACUUAUAAUUAUACAGCGAAAUAUAUCCUUUAUUAGGGACCUUAAACUACACCGUUUCUGCCUAUAAGUUCGGAUAGGCCCACAUGUUUGUUUGGAAUCUGAUUGCUGACAUCAGUCAAUGGAUGCAUUCGGAUAAGUUAAAACUGAAUUCGGAUAAGACAGAAUGUCUUAAGCUUCUGAUUGGAACGAGACAACAACUUCAGAAAGUCAGUAACAUCAGUACCUUAUCGGUCGGCGACUCCCAAGUUGCUCCAUCUUGUGAAGUUCGUAACCUGGGAACCUGGUUUGAUUCGUAAAAUGAGUAUGCUAAGUCAUAUCAAUAGAAAUUGCUUAUCCGCUUUCUAUUAUCUUUAUAGCAUGCGUUAAGAAUCGUAAUCAGUCACCGAAUCAUUAUAGUUCAUGCUUUUAUAACCAGUAGAUCAGAUUAUUGUAACUGUCUACUAUAUGGGCCUCCCGAAUUCAUAUAUCAUGAAACUCCAACGGAUACAGAAUGCCGCGGCUCGGUUGGUCAGUGGAACACCAAGAUUCUGCCAUUUUACACAAUUGCUUUUCCACCUUCAUUGGCUUCCGAUAAGUUACCGUAUAAAGUUUAAGAUUCUGCUUUUGACUUUUAAGUGCUUAUAUGGUCAAGCUCCUAAUUAUUUAAUACAUGCAUCAGGAGUUCUGGACUUCCUGUUGGAUCGCACGGCAUUAUGGGUAGGCGGGCUCAGAAAAGUGGGCAUCAACUUGCAGCUUCGCCAUAUUGGAUUACAUCGAGAGUGGAAUUACAUCGAAUUACACGUGCAGGAAUUUAUAAGAAGAACCAAAUAAAAGGUAUUUUAAAGGUAAGCUAUUGUUUCAUUACCUCUUGGCAACGUCAUUCUAACGAUUUUAGGCUGCAGAGUGUAGUCGAUUUGAGAUGGUACGAGUAUGAUUUUUGCUUAUUUUAUACUCAGACUUAUGUCGUAUUUCUUUUGUUUUAAUGUAGAUUAACUUUGUCCAUGGGAUUCGGCCACAGAAAUUGUGUGGUCUUAGGCUGUCCCAACAGUGGACAGAGGCUUGGGAAGUGGGCAGCUACGACCUGUGAGCUUCAUGGUUGUAAAAAUGGUUCAAGCAUGUGUGACUGCCAGCCACCCUUCAAAUUAUUCCCGUUCCCGACAGAAAAGAAGAACCCGGAACGCCGAUUACAAUGGGCAAAAAAUAUAAGCAGGAACAGUUUGAAUGGGACUCUUUGGAUGCCUAACAACGAUUCAAGAGUUUGUAAUCUACACUUCGUUGACGGUGAACCAACGGCUGAAAACCCAGACCCAACUUUGCAACUUGGUCACAGCAAGAAAACGAGAGCCUCCAAACGCCCACCACCAACGCCACGGGAUAACUCUCUUGCAGUAAGAUCCAGAAAACGAGCUAAGCUAGAUACAUGUAGCGAUGAAAUACCAGUACCUGUUCUUGACCACUCAGCUGACAACCUGGCUUGUGAUGAUGUUGAGCUCCAAGACCCUGAGCCCUCUACUUCUGUCAAUGAUUGUGUUGACAUAGACAGAGCAUCCGUAAUUCAUGACCAUUGCUAUGUCUAUGGCUGGUAUGAAAUUAAUGAAAAUUCGAAUUUUUGCAUGAACACAUGUUGCUUGAAAAGCAGACAAGACAAAGACAAAAAAAUCGUGGAACUUUCAGAGAAAAUACAGGAGCUAAGUGAAAAAGUGAAGUUGCUGGAAGUUCAAAUUGUAGCCAAACAGGAUAAGGGAUUGAAGCAUUCAGAUCUGAGAAAUGACCAGACUGUAAAUUUACUGACUGGUAUCCCAUCAAAGCCUGCCUUUCACAAAUUAUUUGACUCUGUCAAAGGAUCUAUAAAAAAAGUGAGAUAUUGGAGUGGCCCUAAGAAAACAUCCAGAAAAGGCAGGAACUUUAGGAAAUCACCAAAAAAAUUUGGACCAAACCGGGCUCUUUCUCAAAAGGACGAGUUUCUUUUAACACUAAUGAAACUCCGUUUGGGAUCCACCAAUGCAGACCUUGCACAAAGAUUUGGAAUUUCACGAAGUACCGUAUCAACUAUUUUCAACACAUGGGUCAAAAUUUUGGCUAAUGAACUGAAAUGCCUAAUAUACAAUCCUAGCAUGGAAGUUGUUAAGAAAACACUGCCAAAGAAGUUCAAAAAACCAGGAUACUGCAAGGUGCGCCAUAUAAUAGACUGCACUGAAAUUUUUAUAGAGACCCCAAGCAACCCUGUAAUCAGAGCAUCAACGUGGUCAGAUUAUAAGCACCACAAUACUGCAAAAAUCCUAGUUUCAGACACCCCAAAUGGGGCCUUCAACUUCAUCUCCGAGGCAUGGGGUGGGCGCACCUCAGAUGUCCAUUUGACAAGGGAAUCAGGGUUUUACAACAUCCUUGAGCCAUAUGAUGCAGUAAUGGCAGAUCGUGGAUUCACUAUUGCAGAGGAUCUUUUGCUUCACAGAGCCGACCUUUUUAUUCCGCCAGGGAAACGUGGACAAGAACAGUUCACGAAAGCUGAUGUACAGAAAACUAAAACAAUAGCUAAUCUACGCGUUUUUGUAGAACGGGCCAUCAGGCGGCUGAAAACAUUCCGUAUAAUCAAGAACGAACUGCCCAUCUCUCUUAUUGGUAAUCUUGAUAACAUUAUUAUUGUCUGUGCUGCAUUAUGCAAUUUGUACAAGCCUCUCUGCAAGUAACACGUUAUUUUUGGCACAAGAUAUAGAGUCAAAUGUGUAAUUCACGAGAAAAUCCAUACCCCCACUAUGGAGGGAAAUUGGAAAUUCCAGGGGGGGGGGUCAAUUUUGCCACCUGUUUUAUAGGAGAUAAACAUCCAUAAAAACACUACUGCACUUUUCAUUUGGAAAUUCCUUAGGGGUUGGGGGAUCGUUUGAAAAAUAAUUCCCCCCAUGGUUUGGGUAUGGGCUUUUUCUGCCUCUUCUGGAAUAACACAAUUCAAGAUAUCAAUAGUAUGUUCACAGGUUUAGUGAAACUGAUUUCCUUGCACUGGUAGGAAGACAUUACCACAAAUAUGCAUAAACAGGGGCUUAGCCAGGGGGGGACUAAAGGGCCUGGCCCACCUCUCUGAAAAGUAAUAUAUAGUAAAUAUAUGAGACAAUCAAGUCCAGAAAAAGCUCGGGCCUCUCCCUUUUAAGCCUUGGGCCCCUUUGAGCCCCUUUUAACAAAACCCUGGCUACCCCAGUAAUACAAAAUUUAUGUUGAUGUCUUAAUAAGACCAGUGUAAUCAGUGUAGGAAGCAAUUUUUUUAUUAACAACUUGAUGAAUGUUUUAUACUUUUGACAUUAGAUAUCAAGGAUCAAAUAAAGCAAUGACUAAUACAAUAAUACAUGUAGUUGUUCAAUUAUAUUGUGCAGGCUCCAUGGAAAUAUGAUUGCCUGUUUAUAUAAUCAGUCAGAUCCAUUUUCUAGGUAUUUUUUUAAACAAUUUAUUUUUGCAGUAGUUUCAGGGCUGGUGAAAGACAAUUACUAUAAAACCAGGUUAGAUUUUCUUCAAGCCUAUGCCAGUAUGUGGCAUUAAAUCUGAUUGUUUCCAAGUGAUAGCCCUUUCGUGUGUAUACAAAGAAAUAGCCCAAUUGCCUCUUUGUUAUGGCCAUCUCACCCUGGACCUGUGCAAAGUACUGAUGCUGCUGCUUUAAAGCUACUUGUCCAUUACACAUACAUAAGUAUGACAGAUUAUCUGCUGAGGGAAUUUCAUUGGCAAUGCUAAAAGGGUUCUUGAUCUCUACUACUGCUUCCCCACAACAAGAGCACUCUAUCAGUAAGUCUGGGGAUGCUCCCAAGUACUGUUUAGUUUUAUCAAUAAAGAUACCACAUUCUCUAUACCUAACAUCCUUGUGGUGUUUUUUGAAGUAUUUGAUGAAUUCCUUAACUGCAAUGGGCUCCAUAUCUCUGCCAUAUUUAAGAGCUGGUAAAUUUGUAGGUGGUUUAGCUUUUCCCAAUAAGCUAUCAACAAGUUUAUCGGCACUAUUUUCUUCAUUGACUUUCAUUGAUUCUACUUUAGUGAAUACUCUAUAAAAGUUUGAGGCAGUUAUUCUGCCCUCCCUUUGCUGGUGCCAAGCCUCAUUAUCAGCCUGGCCAACAGUUAUUUUCUCUAUAGCAUCAAUUUCAUCACUGGAGAGUAUGUUACUUUCUCUAGGAGUAGAUAUUGGCUGCAGUGGCUCUGGUGUGCAUUCAGCUUGACUCACUGAUUCUACUUUAGUCAAUGCCCUGUAAACAUUUGAGGCAGUUAUUCUGCCCUCCCUUUGCUGGUGCCAAGCCUCAUUUUCAGUCGGACCAACAGUUAUUUCCUCUAUAGCAUCAAUUUCAUCACUGGAGAGUAUGUCACUUUCUCUAGGAGUGGAUAUUGGUUGUAGUGGCUCUGGUGUGCAUUCAGCUUGACCCAUCAACACAAAACAGGAGUCUGGAAAUGUAUCCUUUAAAUUCUCGUAGAAACUUCUCCUUCUCUCACUGUCAUCCAGAGCCCUCUUUUUUUCUACCGGCUGAAAGAGGCUACGCCUGCUGUCUACAGUUGGUCUGGUAGGUUCUUAAGAAAACAAAAACAAAGCUGAUCAAAUCAUGAGGUAAUCAUAGGCUCAGAGGUUGCUACAUUUUGUGGUAAUAUUACAGGGACACUGUAUCGUGAUGCUGCAUGAAUGAAGUUCAGCCUUGUUUGCAAAAUAGUUUAGCAUAUUCAUUUUUCAGCAUUUCUCCAAUAGCAGUGAUUCCUAUGUCCUAUGUUUACUAUAUCUUACUUAGUUACCUUUAUUUAGUUUUGAUGACUUCCAAUUCAUGUCAGCAAUCUUUGUUGGCUUGAUAACUGUCUUUUCUGAUGGGACAUUCCACACACAUUGUCUUGAUGUGCAAGCUGGGUUGGUCAUUCCACUUCUAUUAGCAGCCUCAACUCUAAACAGCAAUGCUGUGAUGUGAAUACAAGAGCUGCUCAUUCUGAAAUUAUAAAAAAGGGAAUGAAAAUAAUCAUGUAGCAUCUAAAAACCUCAACACUGUUGGGGGGCUCAAGAAUAAUAUUGCCCUGCUCCUAGUUUUGUGAAAUUCAUCUCCCAAUUAUUUAAUAAUUAGACCUCAAGUCAGAAUGUGCUAUAUGACAAAUGCACCACAGGGCCAGAGGCCAAUACCACAAAAAGAUGCAAAUUCUAAUUGUUUUAGUAUAGACCAACAAGUUAAUCUGUUUUGUGAGUGUGGAUACCAUUAUUUUGUGUUGAAAAAAAAUCAAAUUGCAAGAAAGCAGGUGGUUUUGCCAGGCACGGCCUAUCAUUAAUAGGCCAUUAGUUGCUCACUCAAUCAGAAUGAAGGAUUUGUAAUAGACCACUAGUUGGUUUAUACUAUACCAUGACUCUCUCUUAGUUUCAAGGAGCUUGUACCCUUUUUAAUUCCAUGGUUGAGUCCCUACCACCAUAUAGCACCAUCACACCAGUAACAUGAAACUAUGAAAUGAGAUGAAAAAUAGGGUUUGACCCUACAAAUUAAUACUAAUUUAUGUUCACUUUUAUCUGUCUUGGUAAUACAAACCCAGCAACACAUGUACAGUAGGCAUUGACUAUAAAGCCAUUAUUCUUGUUCGCACAAAUCCAUGCAGAAUGCGGUGUAUCCGAUAUUUUCAUGGAAUGAGUGCAUUUUGCUUUUAAAAAGCAAUAUUCCGAGUCAUCCGUGAUUUUAUGAUAUGAUAUCUCUUUCAACCAGCCAGAGUCAAACAAACGAUACGCCUUCCCUUCUUUGUAUUCAUUUAGGACGCGUUUGUGGAAGUCAACAUCCUUCCCUGGGUGAUCAAUCAUCAAAAACAAUGUUAUAUCACUCAGGUAUAUCGGCGGCCAAGAAGUCAUGUUCUCGCUUUCCUUCACCCAGCCAUCCUUCAGUUUCAAAGGAUCUGGAACUGAGGUCCCGUUUGGCAUUAUGAGUAAUUUUGCCUUCUCUUUUUCGGUAGUAGCAAUUCGUUCCAGAGCAGUUGGCUUGAUGGAAAUGCCCAUUUCUGCCGCGGCAAAUACGCGGGCUACAAGUUCAGCUUUGGUUCCUGAAACCUUCAAGUCCCGCUUGCGACAGAACUCUUUCAGUUGCUCAGGUUUCCAUGUCUGGAUAACCUCGAAAGGCAGCUCUUCACGACUCAUAUCACACCUACAUUAUAACAAAAUAAAUAAAAAGUUAAAACGUAUUCAACUAUCAGAGCUUCACCUCUGCUCCGACUUCUGUCCAUUCAUUUAGUUAGGAGAUAAAAACAAAACGGAACAGAAAUACGACUCCUUACCUGUUUUGGCCUUGUCACUGGAGUUUCUGUAAGUGAGUCUCGUUUCGAUUCGAUUAUGAAUACAAAGGGUAAUAAAUCAAGCGAAACAACUUCAAACAAGCAGAGAUGGCGACCAAACAAGGAUUUGAUGCCCACUUAUCUCAGUCCAACUGUAUUUUCUAUAUUCCUGCACGUGUAAUCCAAUAUGGCGAAGCUGCAAGUUGAUGCCCACUUUUCUGAGCCCGCCUACCCACAAUGCCGUGCGAUCCAACAGGAAGUCCAGAACUCCUGAUGCAUGUAUAGGCUCGAUUUCCGCCGUCUCCCGGGUCCGGUCAAGAGUCUAUAUUCCUCGAGUUACCUGGCAUUAAGACCCAUCCAACUCUUGCACUGUUCCAGUCAGCUGCACCUUAGCUUAUCUCUGGAAUGCGUUACCUUCGGCAAUUCGCAACAUAAAGACAUUGGACACUUUUAAGACUGCUGUUAAAACUCAUCUUUUCAAUUUAGCUUUUAAAUAGAUUUGAUUGUUGGCUUUUACUGUAUUUUUUUUAUAGUUUUUAAUAGCUUUUAUUGUAGUUUUUAAUAGUUUCUUAAAACGCUUUAGUCACCUUUAAAAUAAAUUAAAUAUAACAAUAUUGUAAAGCGCAAUCGAAUAUAUGGGAUGAGCACGAAUCCGACUCUACCACCCAUAAAAGAAAGACACUAGAGGUGUUCACUAGCAAAGAUUCAGAUAAGUCUCUUAAGGCUCUUCCUAAAGGCUCGCGCUUAAACAGGUACUUCACGCACAUUCAUUGCCAAAGGGUAGCGCAUUUUAUUAAUGACAGAUUUUUCUUCCAGUUCCUCUCGGUUCCAUUCCUGAGCUCCCAGCAGAAACGUGUAAAGAGAUCAAAGCAAGUGAAGGAGAAGCCAUAAGCAAGAAAUACUGGAUGAGUAUCAUUAAACCUGGUUUCACUGUUCUCGCUCAUUGCGAUAUGAAGUCCGAAGGCAAGUAGGCUGAAAACUUCUUAUCAAACAAGAAGUUCAGUUCCUUAUUGGCAGAAAAAUAUUCCUGUUUAAUUCAGGUGUUUUCCGAAAAUUCCUCACACCAAUAAAUAAACUUAAGGCAGUCAAAUAUGUAGUAAUUUUCAAGAAACUGUCCCAUCAAGCCUUGCCUUUGCUGGUUGGGUAGCAGGAAUAACCAGUUGAUGGUCAUUAACUACAAUCUAUAAUUAUACUGUAUUAACUUUAGAGGUUUGCUUUGCAUUUGAGAAGCUCAAGAAGCUUGGGGUGCAUGUAUUAUUUGGCUGUUCCUUGUUUUUGCUCAGAUGUUGACGAAUGCACGGCUUCUUUUCCCGUCUGUGACGUAAAUGCCCAGUGUACGAACACUCGUGGAUCCUAUACCUGUACAUGCAAGCUUGGCUUCUCUGGUGAUGGAAAAACAUGCAAAGGUUUGUGUUUGUGGGAGACUCGUAAGAAAACAAAUCAAAUGCGAUUUUUACAUACAAAUCACAUAGCGAUUUUUAUGAAAUUGUAUCGCCAAGGUUCGACCUCGUUUCAUUGUAGAUAGAUAGAUAGAUAGAUAGAUAGAUAGAUAGAUAGAUAGAUAGAUAGAUAGAUAGAUAGAUAGAUAGAUAUAUAUAUAGAAAGUAAACUUCUGUGUCGAAUGAAGAUACUAAAAAUAAUGAAAAACGAAAGUCUUCUUUGCUUUUGCGCUACGCGUUAGUAUGCUGGGAGUCAGUAAGCAUAUCGAUGAAUGUGCGGCGGGAUUGACUCCUCAGUUUACUAUCUUUCCGUUUUACAAGAUUCUCAGCCCCUCCGAGGGCAUGAGAAAAAACAAAGAGAGGUUUUUUAUUUUGAAAUAUAAACCCGUUCUUAAUGAUUUGAAAUUACGCUAAUUGCUCGCGCGUGCUACGAAUUACAAGAGCCAUUAUAAUUGUAAUUACAAUUACGUCUGUGACGCGAUAAGUUAAUAAAAACACUUUGCUAUGCCUGAAGAGCCGCAACAGCGGUGAAACGCGUAGCGCAAAAGCAAAGAAGACUUUCGUUUUUCAUUAUUUUUAGUAUAUAUAUAUAUAUAUAUAAAUAUAUAUAUAGGUAUAGAUAGAUGUAGAUAGAUAGAUAGAUAGAUAGAUAGAUAGAUAGAUAGAUAAUAGAUAGAUAAUCUUUAUUUAUCAACGGUCAAUUCAUCAGCCAAAAAAUUACAGUUCAAAUAAGAAAACAUUGUAAACUAUCUACAUUAUAAAAAAUAUUAAUUAAAAUAAAAAGCUGCCUUUCCACGAAUGCCGCUCCCUAGAGUACUUGUUUAAGAAGACACCUAAAUUUCGUAAGGGACUCUGCUUGCCUCACAUUACACGAGAGUUUGUUCCAUAGGUGGCGCCACUUUAGCUAAAGCUAUUUUUGUAAUAAUUAAUUCCGUGGUAAAGGGAGGCUCUAGGGUUAUAUGCUGUUGUGUUUCCUUGAUCGAGAGGAAUGCGAUAAAGGUCUCUUGAUGAAGGGACAAUGUACAACUUGAAAGUCAUAAACUACUUUAAGAUUAAGUUACAGGUUUGCUUUGCAAUCAAGAAGCUCAAUAAGCUAGUGUUCCUUGUUUCAUUUGGCUUUUAUUUUCUUUGCUCAGAUAUUGACGAGUGCAAAGCUUCUUCUCCCGUCUGUGACGUCAAUGCCCUGUGUUCGAACACUCGUGGAUCCUUUAGCUGUGCAUGCAAGCUUGGUUUCUUGGGUGAUGGAAAAACCUGCCAAGGUUUGUCAGUGAAAACAAAAUACGAACAUAAAGAAAGAAGGGUAUUAUGCGGGCUAUAUUAUUUUUGAGAUGCGUAAGAGUUCCAGCAUGUUAUCAUCAGAUUAGGCCCACUCUAAACCUGCACUAUGUCCUUAAGGCAACAGCCUUCCCCCCGUACUCGUAGUUGUUCUCUCAAAAGCAGCAACAAACUCGGUAAUUAAGAUGGCAAUAAAUCCAAAUACUUUCACUCAUUAGACAAAUCAUUUCUGAACAAUUCCUCAGUCGUUGUGUUUAAUUUUAAGAAAAUGAAUCAGUUGACAGGUUCAUUUUGCCAUUUUAAGCAACAACUUGUCAAAUAUUGAGUUGCUGUUCCUUUUUUCAUAGGGUGUACCGUCUUCACUGUAUUAUAAUUUUCAAGGAUAUUAUAAAAUCCUCUGAUUAUAGUCGUAAGCUGACAUCAACGAGUGCAGUCAUAUCCCCUUCGCCUUGAAUAGGCCCCUGUAGCACCUCGACUAGAAACCUUAAGGUCAUACGUUCGACACCUAUUGGGAGUAUUCGGACUUUUUCUUCCGAGCCGCAUUUGUCAAUGACUGACAAAAACCCCUUUCUCAUGUAUUCACCAGUCUUAAAAUUCUCCAUCACAUUUCUACCUUUGACAGCCCUAGUUUAUCGGCGCGUAGACCGUCCCCCGCAUUCUUGAGAACAAACACACCAACUUAAGCAGACAUAGCAGACUGAUUUGUGUGAAACUAUCCACUUUGCAAGCCUCGGCCUUGUUUAAUUGUGUUUGCCAGCUGUAGUGACUACGCUUAGUUAUUAUAUUAAGCUUGUUUCAGUUGGCUGUUUCGCUUUUUUGGCACAGAUGUUAACGAAUGCACAGCUUCUUCUCCCGUGUGUGAUGUCAAUGCCCAGUGUACGAACACUCGUGGAUCCUAUACCUGUGCAUGCAAGCGUGGCUUUUCUGGUGAUGGAAAAACAUGCAAAGGUUUGUGUUUUGACUUUGACGGCCCUUGUUUAUCGGCACGUAGACCGUUCUCCCGCAUUCUUGUGAACGAACACACCAACUUGAGCAGACAUAGCACAGUGAUUUGUCUGAAACUAUCCACUUUGCAAGCCUGACGGCCUUGUUUAAUUGUGUUUGCCAGCUGUAGUGACUACGCUUAGUUAUCAUAUUAAGCUUGUUUCAGUUGGCUGUUUCGCUUUUUUGUCACAGAUGUUAACGAAUGCACAGCUUCUUCUCCCGUGUGUGAUGUCAAUGCCCAGUGUACGAACACUCGUGGAUCCUAUACCUGUGCAUGCAAGCGUGGCUUUUCUGGUGAUGGAAAAACAUGCAAAGGUUUGUGUUUAGACUUUGACGGCUCUUAUUUAUCGGCACGUAGACCGUCCCCCGCAUUCUUGUGAACGAACACACCAACUUGAGCAGUCAUAGCAAAGUGAUUUGUGUGAAACUAUCCACUUUGCAAGCCUCGGCCUUGUUUAAUUGGGUUUGCCACCUGUAGUGACUACGCUUAGUUAUUAUAUUAAGUUUGUUUCAGUUGGCUGUUUCGCUUUUUUGUCACAGAUGUUAACGAAUGCACAGCCUCUUCUCCCGUGUGUGAUGCCAAUGCCCAGUGUACGAACACUCGUGGAUCCUAUACCUGUGCAUGCAAGCGUGGCUUUUCUGGUGAUGGAAAAACAUGCAAAGGUUUGUGUUUAGACUUUUACGACCAUCAUCAAGCAUCAAGCACCGUGAAAGAAUACUCAUUCUCUGUUUAUAUAACAUAGAUCUUUCCCAAAUUUCUAUAAAGAAAUGUAAAGGUUUGUGAGAUUUUUAAACGACCGUAAGAGAGGAUGGCAUCAUGGGUGUUAUAAGAAAUUUAAAACCAAGCAUAUUAUCAUCGAGACCCACUUCACAACUGUACUAUCGUAGUGCAAACAAGCCUUUUAUCAUUUUCUCUCUGUACACGAAUGCCAUUUUAUCUAAAAGCAUGAAUGCACUGUAAAAUGAAGUGCAUAUACUUUCAACACAUCUCUUCACUUAAAUGAAACAACUUACUCAAAGUCGUUGUCUUUUGUUCAUUUUUACAGACAUGACUUCCACAGGUUCAAUAUUGUUUCAAGUUAUUGUCUUGCUUUAGUUAGCAUGUAUCUUCUAUACUGUACUGUUUCUUCCAGUAUAAGGGCACCUUUUUGUCCAAUCGUGGAUAUCAAUGAGUGCAGCGCUCUCCCCUCCGUUUGUGAUGUGAAUACUAACUGCCAGAACAAAGUAGGCUCUUAUCUCUGUACGUGCAAACCUGGUUUUGUUGGAAACGGGAAAGCGUGCCAGGGUAUCUGCAAAUUUUACUUUAAAUUGCACGAGGUUUUUACUGUAACGUUGCAAGUGUCUAUUAUUUAAAAAGUACUAAGAUCUUUGACAACGAAAACAAGGAAAUAUAAAAUGUCGGACGUUUCGGCUAUAUGAAAAGGGCAUAGAUGCUCGUCUUCUCUUUUGGAGGGGGUUGUCGUAAAUUGCAUAAUUUUCGGAGUUUAGGACAAAUCACGCCAAAUUUUGACAAAUUGCGUUAUUUACAAGCAAACGGGGAAGAAAGAAAAAGGAAAAAAAUAUUAAAAUACAACAAGUUUAACGAAGUUAAAAGUAUCUAUAGCUUCUAUUUGGCUGCCUAUUUUAACAAGUUAAAUUUUAACGUUCAGAUUAAGCAACUGAGCAACACCAUAUUGGUUUCUUUCCUGUUGAGAUGUUUUAAUUUUGUUCCAUUCACAUAUGAUUUCCCUCCCUGUUAAAGGAUUAUGGUUUCUUGUAGCCACAGUCGAACCUCCACUAACGGCCACCUCUCAGCAACAGCCACUUUUUUGUUCAGACGGACAGUCCGGUCCAUACAUUAACUUUUAUGGAAACCUCUGUAUAAUGGCCACCUCUCCACAAGGGCAACGGCCUCUAAAACGUGUCCCCAAGUGCGAAAAUAACCUCUCGACAACGGCCAGUUUUUUCAGCGACUAAUGAAAAAAUCAAAAACGGUCAUGAAAUUUGAUCCGUAUGACGUGUUGAUGAUAAACCGCGGCAAUCGUAUUUUGAUUUUGUUUCAUUUUUACUGCUGCAAUAAUUCUAAGCAUAAAUUCUCUAAGAAAAAAGCAGAUGUUGCGAACCUUUCUCGUUUUGUCCUGUUAACAUUUUGAUUUAAGACAUAAUUCAAGAUUUUUGCGUAUUUUAUCUCUAUACAUUAUUUAUGACUGGAUUAUUAUCAUUAUGGGGGACAGCAAGUAUGAACGUAGGAAAAUAGACAUGUUGUACUCUCUUAAAAAAUUGUCAUUUUACACCCCUCUACACAUCGGCCACUUUCUUCUGACCCCAAGGUGGCCGUUGUGGAAAGGUUCAACUGUCCAUUCAAAUUGAUUUGUUUAACGAUCGAAUAGCGCAACGUCGAUGGCCUUCAUUUCUAUGCCUAAUUCAAAACAAACCAUGUAUAUAACUGGUACUGAUGGUAAGAAACUUUGUUCUGCAGUCUCAAUCACAUGCAGCCAGAUAAAGAGAAUCGAUAGCAAAGCAACUGAUGGAAUUUACAGAGUUACGCCAUCUUCCUCAACUUUCCAAGUAUGUUUUAGUUUUAUACAUUAUUUAAUGAAACUGCAUCAAGGACGAUUUAUUCUCUUGGUUUAUGGCUUGCCAGUGACCUCUUCAUUUCACCCAGUGAUGAUGGUGGACUAAUUAAAGGGAGGAUGAGCUUAAAGGGCAACAAAUCGUGAUUGGAAGUUCGAGGUCCUACACUGCAGAGGUCAAUUUGUAAUGGCUUGAACACGGCAAAUAUUAAUAGCUGAUUAAAAUUAUAAACCCGUAAAGAUGAUACCUAAUGGAUGUGGGGGUAAACGUUUGUUACCUUUGGAAAUUUAAAGUUCUCUUCUAAAAAGGCUUACAUUGUCGCGAGCUUCUCGUGCAGAUGCAUUCCAACAAGGUUCAAAAUAAUGGUUUUUAUUAAAAGAAUUAUCAAUGCGCUUACAAUGGUAAAUUAAUCUGAAUGGAAAAAAAAUAAAGUGUUCAAACGUUUCUUAAAAGUGUAUGCAAAUUCAGAGCAUUUGAUAUGAUGAAGUAAACUUUUCCAGAUUUUCGGUGCAUAAGCGAUAGCCAUAAGUCUAGGAAACAGAAGCGGAACUUGCAAGAAGUGAAGACAAAUAGUGAGGAGUCAAAUCACAUGCAAUUUUGACAUUGAUGUGUGCAAUAAUAGUAAGCCAGUGCAAGUUUUUCAUGACAGGAGUUAUAUGGUCGGUUCUUUUUAUUCGUUGAAUCAAGGGUGCGGCACAGUUCUCAACACGUUGGAGCUUAUCUAUUUCUCGGCUUGCUAGGCCACUGUAUAAACUGUUACAAUUAUCCAAGAGCGACAUUGAACAUCAUAUUAAGGUGAUUCUUGCUCAGAUACUUCCUUAAUCAUUCAAUAAAUCGAAUCGGCAGCAUAGCCUUUUUGCACAUUUCAUUAAUAUGAGGACGACCAUUGAGCUCUCUAUCUAGGUUUACACCAAGAUUACAACUCGGUCUGAUGGUUGUACUCCAGCGUUGCCAAUCGAAGAAUCACUAAGAACUGGGUUCUUGACGAAUGAGAACUAAACUGAAUGACCUUUGUUUUACUAGGAUUGCCCGCUAACUUAUUGAUGGUGUUCCAUUCUAUAACUUAAUCACUAAUACGCUUCUGAAGGGUGCUUACGCCCGGACGUUGAUCAAUUAAGAGGAUCAAUAUCAAUGUAAAGUUGAGAAUCAUUUGAAUAGAAUAUACAGUCUAGGUUAUGAGCAGAGAUCUUGUCCUGAAUAGCUGCAGCAUAGAGCGUGAUCAAGAGAGGUCCUAGUAUCAACCCUAGCGGAACUCCAAAUUCUAGUAUUCUUUGUGUUUACCAAUAAUAACAGAUUGUGUCCGAUCGCGAAGAACAAAAAAAAAACAUUAAAAACCAUUUUAGCACGGUGUGGUAAAAACCAAAAUAACCAUGACUCUGUCUACCAACGAGUAUAGUAUGGUCUACGGUGUCAAAUGCGGCUGACAGAGGAAACAUGAUGUUUACGGUAGGCGGAUUGCAUAGAGUGCAUCAACUGAUUGUUCUCCAAGUAUCAAUGUGUUUGAACCGCGACAACCUUCCGAUGACGUUAGCUAGAAAAGGUAUAUUGGCUACAGGUCUGUAAUUUGUAAAACAUCCUUGUCAUUUUUCUUGGCGAAAACUCUUUAAGCAUGACUUGUUUCUUCAGAAAUCCCUCUUGUAAUAAAUAGUAGCCACAUCGCCAGCAUACACUUAAAUAAUAACAGGAUGAGACGUAAACGUUCUCUGGGAAGAGUUAAAAAUACUCCUUGCUUUUUUUGGAAAAAAAUUAAUUGGAAUGCUAAGUAAACGUAUUCCCCAAAAUCCUUUAAGCCUCAUCGUUCAUGGUUAAUGAAGUUAAUCCUCUUUUAGUGACAAAGUUUCUUCAAUCAGGCGUAUAUCUCAAUAUUAUGUAAAAGUAACACUAAAAUGUUAAUUGUACCCUCCAUUUCUUUGCCACUCCAUUUUACAUUUGGAAUGCAUCUGCACGAGAAGCUCGCGAUAAAUUUCCAAAGGUAACAAACGUUUACCCACACAUUCAUUAGGUAUCAUCUUUACGGGUUUAUAAUUUUAAUCAGCUAUAUUUGUCGCGUUCAAGCCAUUACAAAUUGACCUCUCCGGUGUUGGACAUUGCCUUGCUCUGUUGAAUAGUUGCGUGUUGUGUGCUACAAGAAUAAUUAUCUAGUAUGUUUUGUGAUUCUUAAAUUUGUAGUGAUUUGUAAUCAAAUGGUGACGGAAGGCCGGGAAGUUAUUAGAAUUUUUGGACGAAACGGGCGUGAAAUUAUUCCCUUAUUUCACGAGUAAACUAUUUGAUUACUUUAAUAACUCCGCUCUCUUCCUGUUGCCAUAUAUUUUAGACUCGUGUAUCGUUCCUUUCAGGUAUACUGUGAUAUGACUUCCUCUGGACAAGGGUGGACACUCAUCGCUCGGUUCUCUAACAAAGACGCCAAAAACUGGAUGAGUGAUUCUGGGGUUUGGUGGUAUGACAGAAGAACAAGUUAUGGAAGGACGACUGAUCCAUCAUACAAUGCUGACAUGAUCGCUCCCGCAUUCUGGACGGUCAGAGGUAACGAGUUGAAAAUCACGCGCACUAAUGACCGCCAGCACACCGCUCUCUUGCAGACGAUAGGAAACUGUCUAGGUGGAAGGACAUUUCGAUCGAAAAUCACAGCCUUUGGUAACUUUAGGAAUGGUGCCAUUUGGGCAAGUAACCGAUGUCUGGGUCAUUGUACUGUUCAGUAUGGCGGUCAGUACGCAACAACUGGAGGCUUCAAACAGGCAACAUGCAAAGGAAACAUCCAAGGUGCUAAUGCAAUCGGCUUCUGGUGUGACUGGAGCGGAGGUGAUGGAGCGGUGAUGAUGAUUGGUGGAGGAGGCAAGAACUGUUCACGUGCUGACCACGGAAUUGGAAUAACAGAAGCUGACGCGGCAUCUUUUGAUGAUGGUGGAACCAAAGAACACGAUUUUGGGGAUGAGGCUAACUCGGCACAAGAUACAACAUACUCUUUAAACCUGUGGGUACGUUAAUUAAAGCGUACGGUUUUCCUUUUGCAUGUGCUAUUUCUAUUCACAAAAUUUAAAAUUGUCCAUUUUGAGUGAUGAUCUUGAAGAUGACUUAAUCAUUGAUUAGAAGUUUUUAAUUAGCAUUUUCGUUAAAUAUUAUCUUCAUCGUGAUUUACGCACAGCCAACUUUAGCAGAACAUUUUACGAUAGCAUUCUUAAACUUUAUGCUAUUUUGAAUAACUUUGUAGGACUCCCAAUCCUGACUGGCACAAUAAAAUCCAUGAGCCUUGUUAUUUGGUUGUGC
Porites evermanni is the source of this 20365-nucleotide messenger RNA. Lineage: Eukaryota; Metazoa; Cnidaria; Anthozoa; Scleractinia; Poritidae. The record is from the annotation of a GenBank genome assembly.